Messenger RNA from Sodiomyces alkalinus F11, 844 nucleotides. Its product is annotated as lysozyme. NCBI's taxonomy places the organism in Eukaryota, Fungi, Ascomycota, Sordariomycetes, Glomerellales, Plectosphaerellaceae. The record is from RefSeq and is a predicted model, not a curated record. The transcript has 2 exons. Gene Ontology annotation, molecular function: lysozyme activity. Gene Ontology annotation, biological process: cell wall macromolecule catabolic process; peptidoglycan catabolic process. Bases 101 to 661 code for a protein of 186 amino acids.
AUCCAGAGCAAGACAUCUCAGACAAGUUCCAAGUCCAAGUUAAAGCAACACAUUAUUUCGUUCAUCUUAAGCACAUCUGCCUUACCCCUAUUCAUCCAACAUGGCCAAGUUCUCUACCAUCACUCUCGCCCUCCUCGGCGUCAUCUCCCAGGCCCGCGCUCAGUGUGUCGGCCCCGCCGUCAACGCCGCCAGCAUCAACCUGAUCAAGGAGUUUGAGGGUUGGUACCCCGACAUCUACAUCGACCCGGCCGGCUAUCCCACCGUUGGUUAUGGCCACCUCUGCGCCGACGCCAGCUGCUCCGACGUGCCUUACGCCAUUCCGCUGUCCGAGGCGGACGGCGAGAAUCUGCUCCGCGACGACGUUGCCCGCUUCCAAAACUGCAUCACCCUGCAGACCGCCUCCUCGGUCGUCCUCAACGCCAACCAGUACGGCGCCCUCGUCUCGUGGGCCUUCAACGUCGGCUGCGGCGCCUCCGAGACCUCGUCCCUCAUGCUCCGCCUCAACGGCGGCGAGGACCCCAACACGGUCGCCGCCGAGGAGCUGCCCCGCUGGAACCAGGGUGGCGGCCAGGUCCUGCCCGGUCUUGUCCGUCGUCGUGCUGCCGAGGUUGAGCUGCAUCAGACGCCUACUGACGAGCCUGCCCUGCCUGCUUGCUCUUAAGGUUUCGCUGGAUUCGUGAGGGUUGGAGGACUAGGAUGCCAGGAUAGGGGUGUGGUAUGUAUGGUAGUGGACCUAAGUGGUUUGGAUAGGCAGAGAGUAGUUGUUGUAAUCUCAGACCUCAGUGUGGUCUCGUGUAUGAAUGAGAUGGUUCAAAACUCGAUAUGUUUCAAAAAAAGAACACUG